Messenger RNA from Notechis scutatus (mainland tiger snake), 2760 nucleotides. The record is from RefSeq and is a predicted model, not a curated record. Lineage: Eukaryota; Metazoa; Chordata; Lepidosauria; Squamata; Elapidae.
UUUCCGGCCUGGCGCGGCCUAGUCCCGCGGAGAGGAGCGCCGCCACCGCCGCCGCCGCCGCUCCGGGGAUGCUCCUGCUGGCCCUGGGCGACCCCGGGAUGGAGCCGGCCCGGCCCGCGCUGGUCAUCCGCAUCCGCAUCCCGGACGGCGGCGGCGCCGUGGACUGGACCGUGCACCCCGCGCCGCAGCUGCUCUUCCGGGACGUGCUGGACGUGAUCAGUCAGGUUCUUCCUGAUGCAACCACAACAGCUUUUGAAUAUGAAGAUGAAGACGGCGAUCGGAUUACUGUCCGCAGCGAUGAAGAAAUGAAAGCAAUGUUGUCCUAUUAUUACACAACUGUAAUGGAGCAGCAGGGAAAUGGACAGCUGAUUGUACCCCUGCAGAUCUACCCAAGAGCUUGCAAGCCUCCUGGGAAAAGGAACAUACAUGGCCUGAAGGUAAAUACACGAGCAGGGUCUGCUAACAAUAGCAGUGCGGCCAUCCCAGACUCCCUUCCAAGCCAUAGAGCAAACCAUGUCCCCAGUGGGAAAAUACUAGCUGUAAAGGUGAUUCCUUUAGAUAUUACAUUAGAACUUCAGAAACAGAUUAUGUCCGAAUUAGAAAUCCUUUAUAAGUGCGAUUCAUCGUACAUCAUAGGAUUUUAUGGUGCUUUUUUUGUAGAAAACCGGAUUUCCCUUUGUACUGAAUUUAUGGAUGGGGGCUCCUUAGAUGUCUACAGAAAAAUUCCAGAACACGUCUUGGGAAGAAUAGCUGUAGCUGUUGUUAAAGGUCUUACUUAUUUAUGGAGCUUAAAAAUUUUACAUAGAGACGUGAAGCCCUCUAAUAUGUUGGUGAACACAAGAGGCCAGGUCAAGUUAUGUGACUUUGGAGUCAGCACCCAGCUGGUGAAUUCCAUAGCAAAGACCUACGUCGGGACGAAUGCAUAUAUGGCACCAGAACGAAUUUCCGGAGAACAGUACGGCAUCCAUUCUGAUGUAUGGAGUCUGGGAAUUUCCUUCAUGGAGCUCGCUCUCGGGAGGUUCCCCUAUCCUCAGGAAUCUCCUGUCCUUCCGGUUGGGGAGUUCUCGGAGCCGUUCGUACACUUCAUCACUCAAUGUAUGAGGAAGCAACCAAAAGAACGACCAGCCCCUGAAGAAUUAAUGGGCCACCUCUUUAUUGUGCAGUACAAUGACGGGAACGCCGAAGUGGUCUCCAUGUGGGUGUGCCGGACUCUGGAGGAGAGGCGUGUGCAACAACAGGGAUCCCAGUGAGAGGAAGAGCGAUGCGCUCUCUCUCCCCCACGAGACCGGAGCCUCCGAAGAGCUUCACAUUGCAGAGUGGAGCCCGCCAGGAAAGAGCCGGCGUCUUUUCUUCAAGAAAUUCAGCAGGCGUCCUUUGCCCCCCGCGGCUCUCACUGCCUCCUCCUGCAUCCCUAAGACAAGGCGAACAUAUAUUUUAUAUUUGAAUGUGUAUAUAUUGGCCUCCCAAGUAUUUUAUAUGCUUUGGGGGUCUUUGCUAGCGAAACAAACAUGAGCAGAAAAGGAAGGCGGCAGCCCUGUGGACUCAGUCAGGCGCCUGCUUUUGGAUUGGGAUUGGAAACUGAACGUUAUUAAAUGAUGGGCCGGUGAAAGAAAAUGGACCGAGGUGAAAGAAUAAAAAAGCGUACGCAGUAUCUGCCAAAGGGUGUGCGCUAAUGCUUGCACUGUCCCCUGUACCUGCUACUCCUUACGUAGGACGAGGUGGACGCCAGGGACAUCAAGGAGACCUUAGCAGAAGAUCAAACAGGAGGAAAAGUUGGGCUGGGCUUUCAUUUGUUGAUGGUGUUGUUAUUCCCUUGAGCGGUAGGACAAUUCCUUGAGGUUGGUCUGAAGUUCAUUCUUGGGGGGAUUCUUGCCUGAACUGCAGAAGAGGUGCUGCUGGCCAGGGUUGAUAGCAAAGUUGGACCCUUUGAUUGGAAGCUUCCUUUGUUCCUAUUCAACAAACCUAAGAUAAAAAUAUUAAAGUCUCUCUCUCUCUUCCUCCACAAAUGUUGCCUGAGGCUGAUGUGACUUAUCAUUCCUUUGUUCAAUUAAAUGUGUGUAUUUGUGCAACCUUCACCGGUGAAAGCUGCAAUAGCUACGUUUUUAGAACAUCAGGCUAAAUUGAGCCUGGGCGGUUGGUGACUGAAGACGGUCUGGGAAUCCAUACUGAUAAAAGUGACUUAGCAAGUUGUGUGAACCGUGCCAUCCUAUUAAACUCUAAUGUUUUUAUUUGUUUAUUUAUUUGUCACACGAAUAUAUAUUCUGCCAAUUUAUCAGGCUCUAGGUGGUGUACAUGGAUAAUGCAAUUUAUCUGUUUGUGCAUAACAUUAUGGGGGGUAGCAGUUGCAUCUCCUUACCUAGUUCAGGGUUUAGCAUCUUAGGUGAAUCUGCUGAAACUGAUCCAGGUAAUGAAGUCUAUCCAUUAACCUCACCAACUGGAGUCACGGGUCAAAUGGAGACCCAACUCAAAGAAGGGAGGCUGGAAGUUGUGCAGCCCUCUGAUUGUCUGACCUUCAGUAGCUACUCUGCAAAAAAGAAGAAAACCAAAAACAGGAAGAAGGAAAUUGUGCUGUAAUCCAGUCCACCAACAACUUCUGGACACAGUCUCAAAGGAGUCCAGCCUUUGAUAGCAAACAAGGUUUCUCUGCACCCUAAAACGUGGAUCUGUUGCAGCUGGCUGCUUUAUGGACUGCCCUAUUCAACUUUUGUCGCCUGUCUAAAUAAUUAUGACAUUAAAAGACUUACACUGAAAGUUUAAGAA